AUGGCGGGCGAGAGGGUUGUUCGUGAUGUUGCUGGCGUGUACUCCCGACUUUUUGACCAUCGAGCUGUGUUGCAAAAUGAAUGUAAAUUCGUCAUUCGUGAAUUUGAAGGAAAGAGAAACGAUAGAGAGGUGUUAAAAUUGGCAGAAGCUGCGGGGAAAGUCAGUGAAAUCAAGGGACAAAUUCCACAGUGUAUUGAGCUGGCUGAACUGUUGAGGGAAGUGCAAGACCAACUGAAAGAUGCGAGACAACGGUGCCACUAUAUUUUGGAACAAGAAGAACAGGAUUUAAAUAAAACAAAGAGGGAAGAAAUUAAAGAGAAGACUAAAAAACAGUGGGAUGAGUUCUUAAAAGAAAUGGAUAAGGAAGAAGAAAAAAUCGAGAAAGAUUUUAUGACCAAGUCUUUGAAAUUGAAAGAAAAAUAUGGAAAGGUGUCUAUAAGUGCAACAGAGUAA
Molecule: messenger RNA, 453 nt
Organism: Porites evermanni
Lineage: Eukaryota; Metazoa; Cnidaria; Anthozoa; Scleractinia; Poritidae
Source: the annotation of a GenBank genome assembly